Messenger RNA from Aspergillus niger, 3783 nucleotides. RefSeq lists its product as uncharacterized. The coding region runs from base 1 to 3783 and encodes 1260 amino acids. The record is from RefSeq and is a predicted model, not a curated record. The transcript is spliced from 2 exons. Gene Ontology annotation, biological process: protein desumoylation. Gene Ontology annotation, molecular function: deSUMOylase activity. Lineage: Eukaryota; Fungi; Ascomycota; Eurotiomycetes; Eurotiales; Aspergillaceae. Gene Ontology annotation, cellular component: nucleus.
AUGGAUCGCAUGUUCACUGUUUGGUGGGAAUACCCGCAGAAAGUGAACAGCAAAUGCAUAGUCCAUCCGCCAGCCGGCACACACCACGUGACAUGCUGGAUGAGGAAAAGUGGCCGCCAAGCUCCCUCGGAAGUUGAACUGAUCUGCUGCUGCUCCAUUACUUGCUUCGUCUCUUCCUCAACUUCUCGCGGCUUCAUCGCCUCCCCUCCGUCUUUGCGCCUUCCUCGCCCCUCGCCCACCCCGCGCUCCCCCCGCGCGUUCCUAUGGAGCUCCAAUUCACUGCGGCGACGCGCGCGACUUCCACCAUCACUAUGGCAGUCGCCCAUGGCUGCCCUCAGUGAAUACAUUUGUUUUGGUUCUUCCUUCCCUUUCGCUCACCCCGGCGCCGCUCUUGUUUUCUUCUUCACCCUGCUCUUCCUUCUCUUCUUCUUCUUCUUCUUCUUCUUUCCCUUCUCUCCUAUCACCCAUCUUCCCAUUACCUUCAGACGCGUUUACGAGCUUAGCGAAUACAGCAACUUUCCAUUCCUCGCGAUCGAACUCGUACCGCUUCUUUCACCACUUCUUUCACCCAAAGAACUUGUUUCUAGAUUACUUCUCACCAUGUCUGGGGUUUUCUCGACUAUGAGACCCAGCGUGGAGGACCACCCAAUGCCUGACGUAUGCUAUAUGCCCUCAGAUUCGGCGCCCCACGAGGAGGCCGUCGAUAAUACCGCCCAUGACCCCAUGGAUUGUGCUCCCGAUUCCCCCGCAUCUAACAUCCCUCAGGAAACUGCCAAAGCCCCCUCCGCAGAGAUUCCAAAGUAUCAGCUCCGAUCCGUGCAUGUUCCCGGCAAUCCAAAGGCUGUGAGACUCAAUGGAAAACAUGAAGUCAAGCCCUCCUUCCCCCUCCGCACCCCGCUCAUCAGACCCGAUCAUCGUUUCUCCCCGAAUAGUCGCGCGGCCUCAUUCCUCGGCGUUGAUGCCCUCCAGAAGAGCGGUCGUAAUGCGCAUUCAUCUCAUCUUUUAAGCCAUCUGGGUACCAGCAAAUAUCUAUCUGCCGGCCUGAACCACGUCUCCUGGUCGAAUAACAAACCUCUCAGCCUCCCUUUUGGUCCAGACAGGUCAAAUGAAACCGGUUACCUUCUUGGAGGCAAGUCUAUUGGUAUAGACAAGAAAACUUUUCAUAUGAAUGUCAAUAAACAUUCUGGCUUUACUACGCCUUCUCGCAAGAGAUCAAUGGAAGGUGAUGGCUAUGAGCAAGCUCAACCCAUCACUUCACCUUCUGCUAAAUUCCGUCGUGUGAGGGCUGGUAGCUUUGCACGCAGUGCUGCUACUGAACUUGAGGCCACUGCCAACGAAGAUGAUUGGUACCCUGGUUCCCCCAUGGACAUCGACACUCCUGAACACAACAACGAACCAAACAUGGUUACAGCCCUUGCGGCAGUUGAAUCUCAUCUCGCUCUUCCUGAAACCUCUCCUAAGUCGCGUCGACUGGACGCUUCCAAAGUCAAGCCUGUCACCGCUCUUGCGGUCUCGACCACCCCUAGCACUCCAGAGAACCAUAUGAUGCCUGGAGCGUGGCCCGAAUCAGUGCCGUCUCACUGGUCCACCGAUGCCGCCACCGAUAUCGAAGAUAGCCCUAUGAUUUCCGAUGAAGAGAUCCUAUCCAACAAUACGGACAUGGCCGACGCUGGAGAGCCGACUAUUCCCGUGAAUUCGGACGCCGAACCACAGCCUUCCUCACCUUGGUAUGCUUACUGGGGGACGUGGCAUAGCUACUUGCAGACAGUUGUCUCCAUUCCCACUGGAAUUACUCAGAACUUUUCCUAUGCGGCAAGGUCCGCUGCGAAUGCGGUUGGUGCUGCUAGGCGACGCGUGUGCGCACUUUGGAAUCGCCGCGGUGGACGUCGUCUUCCUUCGCCUCCUGGAUCGCCCACGCGCCUCAACCUUCGCAACCUUUCUCCGGAACAGCAGGAGCGUGUGGAUCGUGAUAGGAGAAUCCGAAGCGGACAAUCCAGCCCCCGUACCGACAAAUCUUUCCCCGACUUCUCCAACGUUCCUAAUUUCUCCCAUAACAACAACACGGCUCCUACAGUCGAGUCUUCUCAGAUUUUGCAGGACCUUGUGUCUCAGGAGCAGAUGCCCCAGGCACUCAGUGACUCUGUAUCUGUUCAGCGACGUGCUCAUGAGCCAAAGAAUGUGGGAACUCGCAAACACCCUGGGAUGCCGCCAGUGAAACAGCCAGCUCGGAGAUCCCCUCCACGCUCGGCUCAGCGUUCAGCUCAACGUUCAACUCAAGACACAGCCCAAAAGCCUCUCCGUCGGCAAGGAAGCCCGGGUAUUCGCAAGCAAAAGCACAUUACGCGUGCUGAGCGCGCCGAGAACCGUGAGCGAUCUGCUGCGUUCAGAGCCCUCUUCGUUGGGGACAUCGCCGGCAUGAAGAAAGCUAUGGAGGCUCAGGCCGCGCGUGACCGUCAAGCCUCCGCCGCAGGUCGCCGUCCGGUUGAACUAAACUUGAUGAGAAGCAGCUAUGAACUAGACAGAGCUCAAGACUUGAACAUGUUGGCGAAUGUUCAGUCUCGCUCGUUUACUGCAGUUGAUCAACUGGGUGCAACUGAAAAGGUUCUCUCAUCAUCAAUCACUGUUGCACCCAAGACAAUUCUCAAGAUAAGAGGAAGGCCCAGCAUUUCUGGGAAUAGAACUAGAUCUCGCCGCGCCACUCCGCGCAGGGUUCGCUUCCGCGAGCCUGUGGUAGCCGAGUUCAUUGACGACACGCGAGAUUGGGGUGAGGUGGAGGACAACCUGGCACCCCAUCUCGGAGAUACGCUUGAUGUCAAUGAGAGAACUACCGAAACCAGUGUUGGCACGAAAGCCGAGUACACAGAAAAGGAAAACGUGCCGCCAGCCCUGGAGAACGAGGAAGAGAAUGAGCCCAUCGUUGACCCCUGGUCCCAACCAACCUUUGAGUUCCCGCUGGGUCGAGCAGUAUCAGCUGUCAGUCUAUUUUAUCCCGAGCCAAAACCCAUUCCAGAGGGCAGAACCGAGUCUGUGUACGCCGACCGUUGGAGACAGAUCCAAGAAGAAGAGAGGCAGAAAGCGCUCCCAUCACAUGGGCGCGUAUCCGGAGGAAAAACCGUCGCGACCACCCUCUCCGGUGACCCUCUAACGAAGAGGAGCCUCGCCACCUGUUACACGCGCGGCGAGUGGCUUAACGACGAGGUGAUCAACGGAUACCUUGCCCUCAUCGUUGAUUACCUCCGACGCAAGAACCACAACGCCGGCCGCAACGACAAGCCCCGAUUCCAUGCCUUCAAUUCGUUUUUCUUUUCGAAUCUCAGAGACAAAGGCUACGAGUCCGUGGCCCGGUGGGCCAAACGGGCCAAGAUCGGCGGCUCACUCCUCCUCGACGUAGACACCGUCUAUAUCCCGGUCCACAACAGCCAGCACUGGACGCUGGUUGUUGUGCGACCGGGGGAACGCUCAAUCGAGCAUUUCGAUUCUCUUGGGGCCCGGUCUCGCCGCCACAUCGCGGUAGUCCAAACUUGGCUCCGCGGCGAGCUGGGCCCCAAGUACGUCGAGGAGGAGUGGCGCGUGUUGCCGUCCCUGUCCCCCCAGCAAGACAAUGGUUCAGAUUGCGGGGUCUUCCUCCUCACCACGGCCAAGGCUGUGGCCAUCGGCCUCGAGCCACUGUCUUACGGCGCGCAAGACACACCGCUCUUGCGCCGUAAGAUAGUGGCCGAGCUGAUGGCCGGCGGCCUGGAGGGGGAAUUUGACCCCGCCCAGCAAGACCAUGUCUUGCUAUGA